CACACAGGUUACCAGCUCCCGCACCCGCUGGAGCAUCGGAUGCUCAUCAAGGUCCAGACGACCGGACAGACCGCGGCGCCCGUCGACGUUCUGAAGGCCGCGAUCGUCGACCUCCAGGGCGAGACCGAGGCCUUAGAUCGGGGCUUCCGCGACGGCGUCGCCGCGGUGCGCGAGCGGCAGAUGCAGAUAUGA
This is a messenger RNA of Pelagomonas calceolata, 192 nucleotides long. Lineage: Eukaryota; Pelagophyceae; Pelagomonadales; Pelagomonadaceae. The record is from the annotation of a GenBank genome assembly.